CCAAUCACUGAGCUUUGAUCAGUAGCAUCUAAUGACAUUAUCUUGCUUUUCUAAAAGACAUUAACGAUUCCAAGCAACUGACACCAUUAUACGAGAAGCGUUCUCUUUCCAUGGGAUGAGUAUUUUCUGCUGUUGAAGUUGAUCGAACUACAGCAAUCCACUAACAAUAUUGAUAUGGAGAACAACCCUAGUCCAUCCAAAGUUGACAGAAAAUUCAUCGAGAGGAAUAGAAGAAACCAAAUGAAAACUCUCUUCCGGAAACUCAACUCUCUUGUGCCUCAUCAAAGAUCAAGGGAGUCUAUUUCACUGCCGGAUCAGCUAGAAGAAGCCGCAGAAUACAUAAAGAAAUUACAGAUUAAUGCGGAGAAACUGAAGGACAAGAAGAACAUGCUACUGGGAAAUGAAAGGUCAAAUGGGAGAAUGUAUGGAGGAAAAAGCGUGGGGUUAAAAUCUCCACGGAUUGAGAUCCAACAAAUGGGUUCAGCCUUAGAGGUUGUUCUAAUAACUGGGUUGGAUUCUCAGUUCAUGUUCAGUGAAAUCAUUCGCGUUCUUGGUGAAGAAGAAGUGGAUAUCGUUAAUGCCAGUUAUAAAGUUAUUGGAGAUGCAGUUUUCCAUUCAAUACACUGUCAAUGAUUGAUCUUUGCUGAGUAUUGUUCAGGACGGGGAAUCGGCGAAAGGAGCUGCGAGGAUAUCUGAGAGACUAAAGAACUUUAUCUAUGAUUCUGGCUACGGUGCCUUUAAUGUGUAAUAUUGGUAUGCUAGCUGUACCUGUUUUUGGCAAUAUGAAUGCUUUCUUGUUUUAAUUUCUAGAGAAUAUCAUCAUUUUGGCUAGUAACCAAAUCCACAUUCUCUUU
Messenger RNA from Cajanus cajan (pigeon pea), 854 nucleotides. RefSeq names its product transcription factor bHLH162. Gene Ontology annotation, cellular component: RNA polymerase II transcription regulator complex. The record is from RefSeq and is a predicted model, not a curated record. Lineage: Eukaryota; Viridiplantae; Streptophyta; Magnoliopsida; Fabales; Fabaceae. Gene Ontology annotation, biological process: regulation of transcription by RNA polymerase II. Gene Ontology annotation, molecular function: protein dimerization activity; RNA polymerase II transcription regulatory region sequence-specific DNA binding; DNA-binding transcription factor activity, RNA polymerase II-specific.